UGAAUACAAUUCAAGCGUAUAAUAUAAGUCUACCUCUGACCAGACCCGGAGCAAACCUGUUUCACGUUGCGCACUCGUCGCCGGACCGCCGUCGGCUGCAGAGGUUAGAAUAAUAACAUUAUUGCCCUGUAGCGCGCUGCCCUGCUGCAGUUCGUGUCCGUGACCAGAGGCGCAUCGAGCACGUCCUGCGGCUGCGUUAACAUAAUAUUAUUAUUUUCGGCGAUUUUCGUACCACCAUCUUCGGGAAACCACUUCGGUCACUUCGAAUUAUUUAUUGUCUCGCACACAAUGGUGGACAUCGACAAUGUGCUGGUGUCGGUGGGCAUGGGCCGGUACCAGUUUGUGGGCUGCAUGCUGUUCGGCCUAAUGAUUAUGUAUUCGAACGUGUCGCCGGUCACCUACGUCUUCACCGCCAGCGAUUUGAAAUACAGGUGUGAAAUACCGGAAUGUGACGUGACGAACCCGGAAGGACGUAUCUACGAGCCUGAAUGGUUGCGGUUCACGAUGCCUUACAGAAACGACACGGAUCAGCCUCGCAAGUGUUUGCGGUAUGCUGCGUUGUCUGGUCCGUUGAUAAACGGUACGCGGUGCUCGUCCGGUGGAUUCAACGAAAGCUUGACUGAGUGGUGCCGUGACAGUUGGGUGUUCGAAGACUUCGAAAACACCAUCGGCACAGAGUUUGGACUCAUGUGUGAGGAUAACAAAUGGAAGCUGUCAAUGGUAGGAACGAUCAACAAUUUCGGUCAAUUUAUCGGAAUACCAGUGUCAGGGAUCAUUGCUGACAGAUACGGCCGAAAGUUCACUAUGGUGUUUUGUGCAGCUACAUCAGCCGCAUUAUGUAUAAUCCAGUCAUUUUCAAACAGUUAUUCGAUGUUCUUGGUUUUAGAAUUUGUGUCUUCGAUCGUGUCCAGUGGGAUUUACACGGUUACUUUUAUAUUAGCAAUGGAGCUGUUUUUGCCACACCAGCGUGUACUCUAUUAUUCGAUUCUAGAAUGUUUCCUCCCGGUUGGCUCUAUUUUAGUGGCUUAUAUCGCCAGCAUAGUGCAAGACUGGAGGAUUUUGUUGCGGCUAGUCAACAUCCCGGGAUUGCUGUUCUUGUCAUACUUUUGGCUAACAGAAGAAUCGAUGAGGUGGUUGGAAAGUCAAGGUAAACACGACAAAGUGAUCAACGCGCUCAAGAAAAUAGCGGCUGUCAAUAAAAAGCCUUUUCCCGACCUGCCUACAAACACCCAAGUACAGAGCUUGGAAAGUUUGGACGAUAAAGACGCAAAUUUCAGCAGUAUUAUAAAAGACAUAAUCCGUUCUUCAACAAUAUUCUGGAGGAUGAUCAGGUGUUCGUACGUGUGGAUAGCGGUGACCCUGGUAUACUACGGUCUGACGAUUAGCUCGACGGACAUCGCCGGAGACAAAUAUCUGAACUUCUCGUUAGUGUUGUUAGUCGAGAUCCCGGCUUGUCUGUUGAACUGGCUGAUAAUGGAAGGCAUGUCGAGAAAAAUGUCACUCUGUUGCAUGUUUGUGUUCAGCGGCGUCACUUGCGUCAUGUACAACUUGAUGCCCAGUGAAUUCUUCUUGAUAAAGCUGUCGCUGUUCUUGGUCAGUAAACUCGCGAUAUCCAUCGCGUUUUGCAUAAUUUACAUGCUGACAGCGGAGAUAUUCCCCACCAGGAUGCGGGCUACCAUGAUGUCCAUGUGCUCCAUGCUCGGUCGGAUAGGGUCCAUGUUGUCGCCUCAGGCCACUCUCCUAACGGAGUACUUUGGCGUGUACGCGACAAUGCUCGUGUUCGGCAUGACCGCACUCGCAGCCGCGGCCAUCACCAUGACUUUGCCCGAAAGUAAAAACAUCAAAUUGCCCGACACCAUCGACGAAGCCAAAGAGAUCGGCACCGAUGUCAAACCGAAGAACAUCGGAAAAAACUCGCCGUAGCUGAGUUCCUAUCAUAUACUACUGUAAUAAUAAUACAUAUACGGCCGAUGUCGGCAUAAUGUUAUUAUUAUACGUUUAUAUAAUAUUAUAUACGCGCCCGAGAAAUUAUUACGCGCGGACUCCCAGUUAAUUUAUUGUGCGCGUCUACGAUCCCCCUCACGCGUUCGAAGAAGGGGUGAAUACUUCUGAUAACACCCUCGGUUGAUUUAAUUUUAAUGAAAACGACUUAGUAUAAUUUUGUGUACCUUUAUAUAUUAUGAUUAUGAGUUAAUCGCGCUGUCCAGUACGUUUAGCGGCUCUCUAAUAAUCUUUGCGACGGGACCUUUUUCGGUUUUCCUACAGACAGUUAUUAAAAAUCUAUAUUGUAAAUACCGCUCAUAUUAUAUAACUGUUUAAACCUGAUGUACAAAUUCCUAAUUGAAACGCAUAGAGCUAUAUACAGUUCGACUCAUUAUGCUCUUAAAAUGCUAAAUUAAUACUAUGAUAUACCGGAUACCUAUAGGUAUAUUCGUAUAUAUACGAAUUUGAAAGUAUGCAGAGUCAUGUUUAUUAGUGUCUUCAAAUAAACGAAAUAGUUUUAUAUGACCAAUGCUACUUCAAACAAUUAAACAAACUGUAAAUUCUACAUAAUAUUUAGUUUUAUAAUAUUUCAGUCCCCAUAUUUUUUAGUUACAAUGUGAAAAAAUUUACAACUUGUUUGUAGAUAUUUUAUAAGCCAUUACACCAUUAAGCCAACAAAAAUUAAAUUUUCUAUAUAAUAAACACGAUAAAGUUAUGUUCAUAACAAUUUUAAGAUUGUAGAUAUAAGACAUGAAUCUACCUACUAUCUAUACUCACCUAUAAUAAUAAUAAUUAGUUAUUAAUUAAAAAACAAUAGUAUUUUAUAAUACAUGUUUUAAUUAGCUCAAUAUUAUCCAAAUGCUAUCAAGUAAAUAUUAUGGUCAACUUUAUUGAUAAUAGAAAUGCAAGAAAUUCCAACAUAUUUUUUAUUUUAAAAUUUGACAAGAAGUGAUAUAAAAUUAUGUUUAAAUUUACAUGUCUUCAUAUUAUAUUUGAUUUGUAAAAUAUUGUUAUAAGUUGUAACAUGUUAACCAAUUUUUUUUUUUUUGUUAUAUAUUUAUUUUUAAUAUAUAUAAAUAACUAAUAAAAUAAGAAAAAAUUGAAAAUUAAA
Molecule: messenger RNA, 3094 nt
Organism: Acyrthosiphon pisum (pea aphid)
Lineage: Eukaryota; Metazoa; Arthropoda; Insecta; Hemiptera; Aphididae
Product: solute carrier family 22 member 4
Exons: 10
Coding region: 289-1923 (544 amino acids)
Biological process (GO): transmembrane transport
Cellular component (GO): membrane
Molecular function (GO): transmembrane transporter activity
Source: RefSeq, a predicted model, not a curated record